AUGAUAGGACUAACAAAAAGAACAGAUGAAGAGAUAAAAAGGAAACUCAAGCAUCAAAAUCUGCGCAAGAGGUACUUCUGUUAUGAGAUCCAGAUCUUUUUCUUUUUUCUUUUACUUUUUCUCCCUUCAUCUCUCUUCCUCUUUCCCUUUCAUCCUGGACGCCCCCUCCGCGCCGACGCCUUCCGGCCCGCGGCGCUACAGGAUCGCUCUCGGACGCGCCCCUUCGCAUCGACGCCUUCUGGCCCGCGUGCUACAGGAUCGCUCCCAGACGCGCCGCGCUCCCUCGGCCCCGUGAGCUACUCGGAUCGAUCUCGGGCAACGAUCUUAGGAUUUAGUUCUCCAACUGCGGCGGUUCCCGCACCUUCGAUCCCUGACGGUGCCGUUCUCGUGAAGAUCUCGAAGCUUUCUGGAGUAGUUCCACCUCCUUUAUGCAGAAAUGCCCAAAUAUACUUGAAUGCUAUGGGUGGUGAAGUCACUACCAGGUUGAAUGUAAAUGCAGCAAACCAAGUACCUAGAAGAAUGUAAUCUCCUCGUAUUUGCAGAGUUAAUGAAGUCUGUACAGUUACUAAUAUGGCUGAACAUUCUUGUGCUUAUUGUUUUGGAUAUGUAUAACAAUUCUAGAUCACCAUUUUCUUUGCUUUCAUUUUGUUAUUUCGAGGUCCAUUUUUUGUUCUGAAUCAUUGAAGCUCAUCUCCUCGACUUUUGCUUGUAGAUAGUCCUCGUCUGUGGACUAAGAAACAGAAACUACUCAUGUGGGAGCACUUUCACUUUUUGUGUUCUUCAUGCAAAAUCUUUCUUUUCCUCCUGUA
Ananas comosus (pineapple) is the source of this 809-nucleotide messenger RNA. RefSeq lists its product as uncharacterized. The record is from RefSeq and is a predicted model, not a curated record. The transcript is spliced from 3 exons. Bases 1 to 525 code for a protein of 174 amino acids. Lineage: Eukaryota; Viridiplantae; Streptophyta; Magnoliopsida; Poales; Bromeliaceae.